CUAGACGACAAGAAGAUUUGGGUUCCACUUGAAGAUGGCGAAGUCCUCGAGCGUGAUGUCGGAGAAGAAGGCGAGGGAUCGCACGCUGUCGAGGAAGGAGAAGAAGUUUGGAGGCGGCCGUCAGGGUGGAGAAGCCGAAGAAGAAGUCACCGGGGUUGACUUCAAGGGCCCUGGUGCGCCGUUCGGCGGAGGACGAGAGGGAGGGAGCAGGCAUCGCCGAAAAUGGAGUCACCACAGAGAGAAGAGAAGAAGGAGGGUGACGGCUCGUCGUCGGAGAAGAGGGUGGCUGAAAUGUCGCUGGCAAAGGAGGAAGAUGGCGGCAUCCCUUCUCGAUCGAACCCUAGGCCGAGGCAAGCCAGCCACCUUGGGCCGAGUCGCGCGUGUCGUGGGUCCGGGUCAGUGGAAGGAAGACGGGCCCAUCAAUCUGGGUCGUAGGCCGGAUUGUGAGAAUAAAAUUGUUGGGCUCAAUUCAAGGAUAAGGGAGCAGCUAGGUGGGCCGCAAUAUCGGAUCGGACUAGAGUCAACUCUUGCGUAGAAUUUUGGAGGGAUGUGAGUUGAGCAACGAAAUGAAGUUGGGCCAUCAAUAGGUUAUCUUAGUGGAUUUAUUUUGCAUGAGCAAAACAUGAAGAAAAAAGGAUGUGGGCUUUCUAGGAAGCUUAAUCCAAACCUACUUGGAGGAGAUUGGUGCUCAAAAGAGCUUGUUUUCACCACCAAGCCUAUAGAGGAAUUUAUGGAGCACAAGGAAGAACAGUUCUCCAAUUCUUAUUUUGUGAAAUUUGAAAAGGAAAAGGAAGGAUUGUUUGGCUAUGGAGAACGUGACAUAUGUCACAUGGUUCAAGACGAGUUGAAGAAAGCUGGAGUUGUCGAAGAAGAAGUCAUUCGUGAGGUGGAGCGCAACUGGAAACGAAGAAAGCGGAAGGUCAAGAAAAUGAAGGUUGACUG
This is a messenger RNA of Linum trigynum, 942 nucleotides long. Lineage: Eukaryota; Viridiplantae; Streptophyta; Magnoliopsida; Malpighiales; Linaceae. The record is from the annotation of a GenBank genome assembly.